UACGUGGGAAGCAAACGCCAGUUUAUUGCUCAAAUGUAACUCAUCUUGAAAUAUCAUACUACCAUUCACUUUUAGAUAAAAAAAUCAUAAGUAUUGUACAUUCAUGUCCAAAUAUAAUCCAUUUGAGUUUCAUAAAUAGCAUAGGAUUUAGUAAUAGAGCAUUAGAACUGAUAGCGGGUUCAUACCCGAAUCUGAAGUAUCUCAAUUUAUGUGAUGAUCGGUCAGGUUGCUUUAGAAGCUUUAGUGAUCGAGAAGUGGAUGAUGAAGGUCUAACUGCAAUUGCAAAUCCAUGCUAUAAUUUAGAAUAUCUAAAUAUUUCCUAUCGCAUAUAUUUUUCUGAAAAAUCAAUUUGUAACAUUAUCUAUUCUUGUCCAAAGCUCCAACAUCUCAACCUUAGUUUUUGUAAAAUUACUGAUAUAACUAUCAAAGAAAUUGCUAGUUCGUGUCUUAAUUUAAAAUAUCUUAAUCUGGAAGGAUGUUAUAAAAUUAGCAAAGAGGCUGUAGAUCAACUCGUUUCACUUAAUCCACAUAUCCAUGUUAAGAAUUUC
Molecule: messenger RNA, 548 nt
Organism: Funneliformis geosporum
Lineage: Eukaryota; Fungi; Glomeromycota; Glomeromycetes; Glomerales; Glomeraceae
Source: the annotation of a GenBank genome assembly